This is a messenger RNA of Mesorhabditis belari, 3414 nucleotides long. Lineage: Eukaryota; Metazoa; Nematoda; Chromadorea; Rhabditida; Rhabditidae. The record is from the annotation of a GenBank genome assembly.
AUGGAACAAGCGAGAACGCAACAGCUUUUAUUGGAAAAGGUGCAAAACCUGGGAUCAUCUACACAAGCGGGCGCUGCAUCAUCUCCUUUGAAUCAAGGGGCCGUUGCUUCGGUACCAACUUUCGGGUUACACACCCAAGCUUUAGGGAUUUUGGACCAGGCUUCGAUGUUAUCAGCAAUGCAAAAAAUUCAACAGCUUCAAUCUCAACCGAAUGCCGCUAAUUUUUUCACCGUAAACAUCAAUCCAGCACAAGUAGUUUCAUCGACGUCUAUACCAACUCAAUCCCUAUCUUCGUCAGCUGGCUUGGCUGGUACGGUCACGGCAGAUCUAAACGGCAUUGUUGCACUCAACGAAUUGGCUCAUCGAGAAUAUCAAGCUGGUGAUUAUGCAAGUGCCGAGCGACAUUGUCUGUUUAUCUAUCAACAGGAUCCAAACAAUGUUUCGGUCCUACUACUUCUUUCUUCGAUUCAUUUUCAAAUGAAAAAUUUGGACAAAUCUAUGAAAUAUUCGUCAAUGGCAAUUCGUUUAAACCCACAAUGUGCAGAAGCUUACUCAAACCUCGGAAAUGUUUUCAAGGAAAGAGGACAACUACAAGAGGCGUUGGACAAUUAUCGACACGCAGUUCGCUUAAAACCCGAGUUUAUUGACGGAUACAUCAACUUAGCUUCUGCUCUCGUUGCAAGUGGAGAUCUCGAACAAGCCAUAACAGCUUAUUGCAGUGCACUUCAAAACAAUUCGGAUUUGUAUUGCGUUCGCAGCGAUUUGGGAAAUCUUUUAAAAGCUAUGGGAAGACUCGAAGAAGCAAAGAUUUGCUAUUUGCGUGCCAUCGAAACACAACCCCAAUUCGCCGUAGCUUGGUCAAAUCUCGGUUGCGUCUUUAACUCCCAGGGAGAAACCUGGUUGGCUAUCCAUCAUUUUGAAAAAGCUGUUCAACUGGAUCCAAACUUUCUCGAUGCAUACAUAAAUCUUGGAAAUGUUCUCAAAGAGGCUAAGAUAUACGACAGAGCGGUGGCCGCGUACUUACGGGCGCUUAAUCUUGCAAGCAAUCACGCGAUUGUACAUGGAAAUCUCGGAUGUGUUUACUACGAGCAGGGGCUACUUGAUUUGGCGAUCGACACCUAUAGAAGAGCCAUUGAACUGCAACCAAAUUUUCCUGAUGCCUAUUGUAACCUCGCAAAUGCUCUAAAAGAAAAGGGACUGAACGAUGAAGCCGAGAAAAAUUAUUUGAUAGCACUCCAACUUUACCCAAUGCACUCUGAUUCGCAGAAUAACUUGGCCAAUAUCAAAAGAGAACAAGGAAAAAUCGAGGAAGCCACUCGACUUUAUCUAAAAGCUUUGGAGAUUUGUCCCGAAUUUGCCGCAGCUCAUAGUAAUUUGGCUUCGAUUCUCCAACAACAGGGAAAAUUGCAAGAAGCACUGUUGCAUUACAAGGAAGCGAUCAGAAUAGCUCCAACUUUCGCAGAUGCUUACUCAAAUAUGGGCAAUACUCUCAAAGAAAUGGGAGAUGUGGUAAAUGCUUUACAAUGCUACACAAGAGCUAUUCAAAUAAACCCAGCUUUUGCAGACGCUCACUCAAAUUUGGCUAGUAUUCACAAGGAUUCCGGUAAUACUCCCGAAGCUAUUCAAAGCUACACUACCGCUUUGAAGUUAAAGCCCGAUUUUCCUGACGCUUUUUGCAAUUUGGCACAUUGCUUACAAAUCAUUUGCGAUUGGACCGACUACGACAAUAGGAUGAAGCGCUUGGUUAGUAUUGUUGAAGAGCAACUGGCUAGGAAACGGCUUCCUUCUGUUCACCCACAUCACUCAAUGCUCUAUCCUUUAUCUCAUCAGGCACGAAUCGAUAUUGCAGCAAAACACGCAUUGCUUUGCAUCGAAAAAGUUCACAUGAUUGGGCGUGUUGCCCUCACCCAUCCCGAUUCUGGGUUACUUCGCGCUGGUGAGCGUUUGCGUAUUGGAUACGUUUCAAGUGAUUUUGGCAAUCACCCGACAAGUCACUUAAUGCAGUCGAUUCCUGGAAUGCACGACAAAAGCCGAGUGGAAGUAUUUUGCUACGCGUUAUCCUCAAAUGAUGGCACAAACUUCAGACAAAAAUUGAUGGAUGAAUCUGAGCACUUUUUGGAUCUAACAAAUCUCCCAUGCAACGGACGAGCAGCUGAUCGAAUUCGAGAAGACAACAUACACAUUCUCGUCAACAUGAACGGCUACACGAAAGGGGCUCGCAAUGAGAUCUUUGCUUUACGUCCAGCUCCGAUACAGGUCAUGUGGCUGGGUUAUCCUGGGACUUCUGGCGCACCAUUUAUGGAUUACAUCGUGACAGAUGCCGUGACAUCUCCAGUACGUCUUGCCCACGCGUAUACGGAGAAACUUGCAUACAUGCCUCAUACAUUUUUCAUUGGUGAUCACGCUCAAAUGCUUAAACAUCUAACUGAGCGUAUUAUUCUUAAAGAAAAGAGUGAAAAUUCGGAUAAUGAUAAUUUGACAGUUGUUAAUGCUACCCUGUCAAAUCUUGAGCCUCUUCUGAAUAAAGUUGAAGUCCGAGAGCAUGUACGAGAAGUGGAGGUGGUGCAUGGUCCCGAAAAAGAGUUAAUUAGAACGGAAGUGGUUGUUCCCGUUGUCGAGGUUCCGACAAACGAGCCUUUGAAGCAGAUGAUUGGGCAAGGGUUUAAUGUUUCUGUCGUUGAAGGAAUACCUGUUCACAAUGGAGUAGCUCAGCCGCAUACUAAAGCCGCCACUGGGGAAGAAAUCCCACAAGCCAUUAUGGUUACGAGCCGGCAGCAAUACAAUCUCCCCGAUGAUGCGAUCAUUUACUGCAAUUUUAACCAGUUGUACAAAAUUGAUCCAUCUACCCUUGAUAUGUGGAUCGAAAUUCUCAAACAAGUCCCUAAGUCCGUGUUGUGGUUGCUUCGUUUCCCUCAUCAUGGAGAGCCAAACGUGUUGAAAUAUUGUGUUGAUAGAGGGAUCGAUCAGAAAAGAAUUGUAUUUAGCAAUGUUGCUGCCAAAGAAGAGCAUGUGCGACGUGGACAGCUAGCAGAUGUCUGUUUGGAUACACCACUGUGCAAUGGGCAUACGACAGGCAUGGACAUUCUUUGGACGGGCACACCAAUGAUCACUAUGCCGCUGGAGACGUUGGCUUCACGUGUAGCUUCAUCACAAUUAUGUGCACUCGGGGUUCCUGAACUAGUCGCUCGCGAUCGAGCGCAUUACGUAGAGAUUGCAGUCAAGUUGGGAACAAAUCGUCAAUACUUGGCAAUAAUGCGGACUAAAGUCUGGAAAGCGCGGACAACUUCAACGCUUUUUGAUGUUAAGCAGUAUUGCACCGACAUCGAAACACUUUUUUACACAAUGUGGAAAAGAUACGAGAAGGGCCGACCUGUUGAUCACAUCACCGAGCUCACCGCCCAGCCAGUCGAUAUU